UUUUCCAAGUAGAAUUGGUAGAUUUGGGGUAUGAUUUUAAUUGAUUUAAAUUAACAAAAUCGUCAAUAAGAAAAGAAUGACCAAGUUGGUCUGUCUCUACUUGACAAGUCCUUUUUGUUCCUGUUCCUAUUCAUUGAAGUUCCGUUUUCAGUUGAAGUCGAAUCUGCUAAAUACUGCACUUUAUCGCUGUUUCAAUUCAGCUUUUACGUCUUAUUAUUUUAGCAAGGCAAGGAACAGAGUUCGAAUGACUCAAAGUCUUUCACAACCUCCAGAUAUUAAUAUAGUAUUCUUCGAUGUUAUGGAUACGUUGGUUAAGGACCCAUUUCACCAAGGAAUGCAUAGAAUAUUUGGUUUUGAUAGUUUUGAAGAGUUUGUCGAGGCAACAAAUCAUCGAACUUGGUGUGAGUUUGAACUAGGUAGGAUAAAUGAACGACAAGUAGCGCAACAGUUUUUCAAGGCUGCAUACGGGACAACGCAGUUUGACUGGAAACGUUUAAAGGCAUUUUUGUGGGAUCAUUAUGUGUGGAUGGACGGCAUAGAAAUGAUUUUGAAGGCGUUCCAAGAGAGUGAAGGAACUAUUCAGUUGCAUAUUCUAUCGAAUUACCCUCCGUUGUAUAGAAUGAUUGAAGAAAAACUACAAAUAUCAAGAUAUCUAAAAUGGUCGUUUGUGAGCUGUGAUAUCGGAUUUCGCAAACCAGAUUUUGAGAUAUUUCAGUUUGCAGUAAAUACACUUGGAGUUUCUCCACAGCACUGCUUAUUCAUUGAUGAUAGGAAAGUAAAUUGCGAUGCUGCACAACAACUAGGAUUGCAUACUAUUCAUUUUAAGGACUCUCAACAAUUGAAGAGUCAACUGAUAACUUAUUUCCAAUGGUUCAAAUGUAGCAAAGUUUGAAACAGCAUAUUUUUUGAAUUGUA
Messenger RNA from Galdieria sulphuraria, 915 nucleotides. Its product is annotated as haloacid dehalogenase-like hydrolase family protein. The coding region runs from base 77 to 892 and encodes 271 amino acids. The transcript has a single exon. Lineage: Eukaryota; Rhodophyta; Bangiophyceae; Galdieriales; Galdieriaceae. The record is from RefSeq and is a predicted model, not a curated record.